AUGGCUUCGAACAAAGACCAAAAGAUCCUUCUCCCAUUGAAACUCGAUGCCUUUGUUUUCAACAGGCCCGUCUUUAAUGCUGAGGAUGGCGGCCACUCUGGCUGCAGCCCUCUCAAUAUGGAGGGCCCGAGAGACCCCGGGAAAGACAAGCCGGUGUUCGCCAAAAUGGCACCCAUCAUGCAGCCCAACUACACCUUUCUACGGCUCGACACCGACUACAUCCAGAGCGACAUCCUCGAUCCUAUAGAUUUGCAUGACUCCUGGCCCGCUGACUUCAACUCGCGCUUCACUGACCUUGGCAUCGACGAAGCAAGAGUCCGCCGCCAGGGCGUCUACUUGCACUGGACCCUCCCCGUUUGUACCCACCUCGAGGAGAACGGCGACAAGGAUAAGGGCGAAGUCGACCCAAGUGUUCCAGCCUUUCCAAGCGUGCCUAAUCGUUGGCUUGUCAUCAGGCACAUCGCGGACCCCAAGACCAUCCAGCCUGAGGUUGCAAGGCCGCACGUUCCCGAGUUUGAUGCCUGGGUCGUCGAAAGCGACUACCUGCAGGACCUCGAGCAGCUCGGGCCCGAGGUUGACCUCCAGGUAGAUGUCUCACCCUUCAUCAGCGCCGAGGGUGGUGCGGAUGUCGACCUCAGCAAGCAGGCCGAAGUCUUUAUUGGCCGCAAAACGCAGCUGGCACAGUGGAAGGAAACGAAGAACGAUACCAAAAUCAGGCGGAUCAAGCAGUUUAGCCUGCUCGCGUCGUCCAACCAACUCUUUGCCGACUACCAGCCUCACUGCUCCAACGUCUUCUCCAUCGUUGAUAAUUUCGAGAUGGCAUGCUGCCGAGGGGAGGACAUGUUCUAUGGCGACCCAAAGAAGCAAACCAUGACUAGGCAGGCACGCCUCAAUGAUCUGAAGCUGCGCAUCAAACUGGACGAGGAUUUGGAUGAGGACAAGCGCCGUCAGCCGAACGUUCUGUUCGAAGGCUGGCUCCAGGCCAUACAGUCGACACACACGCUGUGCCACGGGGCCAUGUAUAAUGUGCGCUGGAAGAGUGCCGCGAAACCGUGCCACGUGCCUGCAGACAUUUCAAGCAAACAAAUCAAUAGCGUCCUCCCGCUGUCGGUAGGCACUACGCCUAUGGAUGCCCUGUUGGCCUACGCGCGCGCUCACCAAGACAUUGACACCAAAGAGCUCGGGCGCCUGGAGGAGCUUAUCCUCGGGCUGGAAACGCAUCUUCUCGCGCGCGACGAUGGUGUCGAAACGCAGCAACAAGCGCGCGAUUUGCUUUACAACUGGAAUUACGUUCGAGCCGACGGUGGCCAGGCGUGGAAUAUUUCAGGCAAGACGACCAAGGAGUCGGGAGCGGCACGACCGGACCCGGGCUUGCUGGGUGAUCUACGGACGCUAAACAGGGAGCAGCAACUUAUGGAUGCGAUACAUCGCACAACGACCCGCCUACGGUGGGACCUGUUUUCUGAGUGGUGGCGGUACGUGACCGACCGGAACCUUACGGGCGACAAUAAAGCAGACGAAAAGCAAGACCGGAUCGUCAAGGCUCGCGUCAACGACUUGGGUAAUCGAAUUGAUGCACUUGACUUGCGAGCCAAAGCCUGCCAGACCACGAUUUCCCAGUUAUCCAAGGGCGAGCAUAUGCAGCCCGGCGCCAAGCCUGCCUUUUACCAGCAGCGUGACCCAACCUUGGUGGUCGGGGGCGUUAGUUCCGGAUGGCCUCAUGACUACCUCGACACUCUGCAAGUCCGCAUCGACUCGCAAAUCGUGGCAGCCGAAGACCCAGACAUACCAAGGUGGCAGGGAUUUACGGAUACACUCCUGCCGAAGCUCCCUGAGAAGUUGCGUACCACCAUUAAGCGUCUCGUUUCCGAGUUUACGAGCCUAAGUCGAGUCACGCAGCCGCAAGAGCCUGCGCUGACGGGUGUACAACAGCUUCCGCUGUUCCAUGAUGAUCUGGCGGGCGCCAAACUCAAGGGAGCGUGGCGGGAUCGGUGGAACGACACACAGGCGUGGUUUCCACUAUUUCUCGAAUGGCAGGUUGAGUACUUUCAUGUGCCGUAUGAUAAGUGGACUCUCGAAAGCCGUGGAAGCCGCACGAGUACCGUCUCCCAAUUGCGAUAUGGCAUCCCGGCGUCCACCGAUCUCGCGGGCGACUUUUCGCUCGAAGCCAAAAUCAAACAGCUCUUUGCAUCUACGCCUUCCGACAAGCUCAAUGAAAAGGACGGCAAGACGUUCCCGGAUGGCCCCACGCGUGACGAGCUACAGCGCGAUCUGCACAAGCUUGCCUUCCUUUCGGCGCCGCUCGCCGGGCUCACGGCACACCUCACCACAGUCCUGCAAGGCAGCCACAUCAAGCCCAACUUGCGCCACGGGACCACGGGCAACGUGGAACCUAUCUCGCAGGCAGAGCGAGAGCAAGCCGGGUUUGACCGUGCGCAGCUCAAGCGCAUUGGGGCCGAGACGGACAGUACCCCUUUUGGGACGGAGAAGAAGACGUCGACAACCGGCCACCCUCUGUUCAAGCCGGCAACCCACGGGCAAUUCCGCUUCACGCGGCUCAACAUCAUUGACAAGUUUGGACAGGCCAUUCACGCCAUCGACCCGACACCGGCUGAACACCCGCAAAAGGUGUGGCCAUGCAUUGGGGAGUGGAACGCGCCGCAGAUCUGGGGCGGCGACCCGGCCCAGCGCGCUCCCAAUGUAAUCGAGCGCGAGCUGCCGAGUACCGCAGGCGGGGGCUCCGAUCCAAAGGAGGAAAAGCCCAAGAAAGAGAAGCCAGAACGGUGCGAAUUCGUGCAGAUCCCGCCCCAAAUCAACCAGCUCUCCCGCCUAAACUCGGUCUUUGUCAAGCCCAACAACUCUACGGCUGGUGGCGCAUCACUUUGGAAGCCGGCGGACGAUUGGGAGAACCCCAUAUGGGGGUGGGUUUUGAUCAACUACGCCAAUCUGGGAAUCCAACUCUUCCAGGCCGACGGCAGCUUCUACCGUGAGAUCCGCAUGGCCGGCCCCACAGGGGCACAGACGGGACCAGAGUGGCUGCCGUUUCCGCCGCCGACAGAGCGGCUCGGGGACGACAUUUUCCUCCGCGCCUUCUGGGACGUGCUUGUAGCGGCGGCAGAUCACAUGCUGCCUGCACCAGAUUCGUACGCGGGGUUCGCCAACGCCCUGUCUGUCGGCGACCUGGAUCCGGAUUGGGUACUUCUCGCACCGCGCAAGCCAAGUGGUGGGAAUACCGGCGGCAAAUCAGAGCCGGAGCCAACUCCGGAUCCUAAUAGAUAUGCGUUCCCCGUGCGACUAGGCGACGACGAGCGCGGCUUUGACGGGCUAGUGGGUUACUUCCCAUGCCGCAGGGACCUUGGCAAGGAAGCAAAGGUGAAGGACCUCGGCCUCGACCUUUCUACCCUGUCUUCGCACUAUGCGCCAGCCGCCACCGCGUCUGAAACGCCAGCACCCGUGACUCGGCCAGCGCACAUUUCCCUGCCCGCCUUCUGGGAGAGCCCCGAAGGUGUUGCGCGCACAGCUGACGCUUACGCUGAAGCCCGCAACGGGCACUUGGCCCCGGUGCGCGAACUGUCCUUGCCGGCAUGGACGUGGCAGGACGCCAUGGCCCGUAUGAAGGCGUUUUUCCACGCCGGGCCCCUUGUGGUCGCCGCCGACGUACCCAAGGCCAUCAUCUCUGGGCGCCAGCUACAACCGGGAACACCCGUAGUCGUACCCAAGAUCGACGACGCUGUAAAACCUGUAAAAUUGCCCGCGGUGGCCGGAGGGGAUUGGGCGUGGCUGCAGCCGUACAUGGAAGAGGACAAAGCGGAGAAAGAUCCUGGUAGCAAGGCUGACUCUCCCGGCGGCGGCGGCGGUGGCGGCGACGAAACCUCGGUAGUGGAGAAGUUUAUGCCCCUGCCGGUGGAGGUGAGCGAUGAAAGGGCGCGCUUUGAGAGUGGCCCUUACACGGCACUGGAAGGCGGUGGCGAGAAGAAUAGCGGACCUUGCAAGGACGAGCAUUAG
Molecule: messenger RNA, 4005 nt
Organism: Parascedosporium putredinis
Lineage: Eukaryota; Fungi; Ascomycota; Sordariomycetes; Microascales; Microascaceae
Source: the annotation of a GenBank genome assembly